GCGUUCUUUUCUGGUGACAGCCACUCCAUUUUUCUUUGUGUUUGUGCUUUUAGCCUUGAACGCGCUCACUGUUCGGCUGUCUCUCUCUCUAAUGGCGAUUGUGCAUCAGUCUUGCCGCGAGUAGCUGAUUUCGGUUGAUUUCCCCCGGAAAUAAGGAUUAGCUGAACCAGAGUCGAUUGAAGAAUUUGACACUUUUUUCCCCUUGGCGAGAAGAAAACAAACAUGUCGGUCGCUUACUCGCAGCAGCAACAGUCCCAGCAGCCGCCCAACCAGGGCAAUCGGGGUGGCCCCGGGGGACCGAUGCAGCGUGGAGGGCCACCGCCGCCGCCGAGUCCGAUGCACAUCCAGAAGAUUCUGGACGAGAACGCGGGGUUGAUCCAGACCAUCCAGGACUUCCAGAACAUGGGCAAGGCGAACGAGUGUAUGUCGUAUCAUGUGGCGUUGCACCGGAACCUGGUUUAUCUGGCGAAUUUGGCCGAUCCGCAGCACAAUAUCCAGGCGCUGCUUCCGCCGCCGCACGUCCUUCAGCACGGCAGUGGUCCGCCAAUGCAUGGCGUUCCGCCGGGUGGACCGGGAGCUCCGAGUGGGCCGUUGUCUGGGCACGAACCGGGCGAUCCCGCCCAUCCGGGACAGCCGGCAGGGCCCAAUCAGCAGCCGGCGGCUCCCGUUGCUCCGCAAGGGCCACCCUCGGACCAGCAGCAGCAACCACCGCCGCCGCAGCAGCAGCAAGGUCCUCCGGGACAACCCCCGGCUCAGCCGCCCACAAGCCAGGCUCAUCAGCCACCGCCGCCGAACCAGCAGCAACCGGCCGGAGGUUAUCGUGGUGGAGCUGGACCACCGCAAGCGGGUCCGCCACCGUCGACUUCUUCGGCCGGUCAAACGGCACCCAAUCAGGGGCCGCCCGUUCCAGGGCAGCCGGGUCGUCCCGGAGUUCCGCCUCAGCAGGCGCCGAUGGCACCCCAGAACCAGGGCUAUCCGCCACAGCGCGGCCCGUACCAGCAGCAUGGACACUAUCCGGGCUAUCCGCCGCCGAAUCAGCCGUAUCAAGGUCAACCAGGCUAUCCGCCGUACGGUCCACCAAACCCGUCCCAGGGUUAUCCGCCACAAAGCUAUCAUCACGGAGGCAUGCCGCCGACCACAUCCGGAUCGGUUCCGCCACAGGGCUCGCCCUACCCCAGCGCAGGUCCUCCACAAGGCCCCCAGGGUGGUCCCCAGCAGGGCAGCUAUCAGCAAGGGCCACCAAACGCCCCAACAUCACAACCGCAUUACGGCCCACCUGGCCAAUAUCCUCCGCAGUCAGCCGGCGGUCCUCCGAUGCCGCACGCCUACCCAGGUUACGGCAGUCCGAAUCCCCCGAACGCGUAUGGACAACCCCCGGCAGGAUACCCACCAACCAGUGGCCAACCCGGCUAUCCACCGCCGCCGCAGCAACAAUAUCCAGGUUCCGGCUAUCCCACGCCAAGCCAACCGCACGGUCCUCCAACCACGUCGAUCCCGACCAGCGCCCCAACUCCACCAGCCAGCGCCCCAUCAACUCAAACCACCGGAGCGCCAACCUACACCAACCAAUCCAGCCCGGCCCCAGGACAAACCUCUUCCCCAAGUCCAGCAGCAAACGCUCCGCCCUCCAGCGCGGCCCACAUUCCUCCAACCACGUCAACCGGAUAUGCCACCGGUCCAGGCGCCCCCGGAGCCCCCCCUCCACCACAAGCAUACACGUCCCCACCAACCCAACCCGGACAACCCCAUCCGCCCCAAGGCAGCUACCCUCCGCCACCCCAAGCCGGUGGCCCGCCCCAGUCGUACGCCGCCUCUCCACCCUCGUCCCAACACCAGCAACCCCCGGGCGGUCCCGCAGCCUACCCCCAACCCGGCGGCGGCCCCCCCGGAGCCGGUCCCCAAGGCCAGCCCGGACCACCCCCGGGCCCCGGCCCCGUCUACCCGCCGCACGGCUACCACCAGCAAAGCUACUCGCCGAUUCCGCCACCCCAGGGACAGUACCAGCAGGGUGGCUACUCCGGUCAGUACCAGCGACCACCGAACGCCCAAAUGCCACCACCCGGACCGCAAGGACCACCGCCGCAGGGCGCGUACGGCUACGGAUACGGACAGCCGCCGCAGUAAACCGAAUCUCUUUGUCUUUUUUUUUCUUUUUACAACUCUUUUCAAACGAACAACAAUUCCUUGUAAUCUUACAGCAGUGGUAUGUAGUUUGUAGAGGACGACUGUCGUUUCCACGCGCGCGAGCCCCAAUUAUGUGUAUUAACGGAUUUUACACCCAAAAUCUGGGUGUAAACGACAACAACAAAAAAAAGUGUAUUUUGCAUACUUGUAAUGAAUAAACGUCAGUUGUGCAACUGAAAAAACUGUG
Messenger RNA from Culex pipiens pallens (northern house mosquito), 2371 nucleotides. Its product is annotated as basic salivary proline-rich protein 2. The transcript has 3 exons. Lineage: Eukaryota; Metazoa; Arthropoda; Insecta; Diptera; Culicidae. The coding region runs from base 223 to 2124 and encodes 633 amino acids. The record is from RefSeq and is a predicted model, not a curated record.